AUGGCUGAGGCCAGUAUUUCAGUAGAUCAGGAUGAGUUCAGCUGUCCAGUGUGCCUGGAUCUCCUGAAGGAACCAGUGACUAUCCCCUGUGGUCACAGUUUCUGUAAGGUGUGUAUUAAUGGCUGCUGGGAUCAGGAGGAUCAGAAGGGCGUCUACAGCUGUCCUCAGUGCAGAGACACUUUCACUCCAAGGCCUGUUCUACGCAGAAACAACAUGCUGGCUGAAGUGGUGGAGAAACUGAAGAAGAAGACUGAAGUCCAAGCUGCUUCUCCUGCUCACUGUUACGCUGGACCUGGAGAUGUGGAGUGUGAUUUCUGCACCGGGAGAAAACACAAAGCCAUCAAGUCCUGUCUGGUGUGUGUGGCUUCUCUUUGUGAAAAUCAUUUUAAACCUCAUCUUGAAAUUCCUGCUUUGAAAAAGCAUACAGUAGUUGAAGCCUCAACAAAUCUACAAGAGAAGAUCUGCUCUGAACAUAACAAGCUAACGGAGAUUUAUUGUCGUACUGAUCAAUGCUGCAUCUGUUAUCUGUGUGUAAUGGAUAAACACCAAGGACACGACACUGUCAGAGCCGCAGCAGAAAGAGCUGAGAAACAGAAUCGGCUCCAGGAGAAGCAGAUGAAAUUCCAGCAGAGAAUCCAGGAGAAGCAGAAGAAGGUGCAGGAGCUGAAACAGACUGUGAACACUAUAAAGCUCAGUGCACAGACAGCAGUAGAUGACAGUGAAAGGAUCUUUACUGAGAUGAUCAGCUCCAUGGAGAAAAAGCGCUCGGAGGUGACGGAGCUGAUCAGAGCUCAGGAGAAGGCUGAACUGAGUCCAGCUGAACGACUCCUGGAGCAACUGGAGCAGGAGAUUGCUGAUCUUCAGAGGAGAGUCACUGAGCUGGAGCAGCUUUCACACACACACGAUCACAUCCAUUUCCUCCAGGCUUUAGCUUCUGGAGAUCAAUCUCCUACAUUAGACAGACCGGAGUUGGUCACAUCCAGCAUCACUGUCACUCAUUUCCUCCAGGCUUUAGCCUCUGGACGUCUGUCUCACGCAAUGCAAAGACCAACUUUUCACAUGAAAAGCAUCACUGUCAAUCAACACCUCUCGUUUGAUGGAGUGAAGAAUUCUCUCUUGGACCUAAAAAAGAGAUUGGAGGAAUUCUGUGAGGAGGAAUUCAACAAAAUCCCUCCACAUGCUGCAGCAGUUCAGAUCAUUUCACCACCAGAGCCACAGGCCCAAUUAAAGAAGAGCUGGGAUGUGUCAACAACAUCUGCUGAUGGAGAGAAAUGCAUUGUCCAGUCUGAACUGCAGAUGCGUUACCCUGUGACCAGUAUGCCAGACACUGUGAGGUUCCAGUUCACAGUCACCUAUCGUCCAGGGUCUAAGAAUGGUAAAGCUGACGCUCUCUCCAGGCAACAAGAAAUCAGAAAUGUAAUUACUCACCCAGAACCCAUUCUUUUAUCCACCCUUAUCCUGGCACCGAUCCAAUGGAACCUGGUAGAGGAGACCCAAUGCGCUCACGCACAAGAUCCUCCUCCAGCUGCGUGUUCUUCUUCCAAGCUGUACGUCCCCGCAUCCUUCCGCCGUCAGCUGUCCUCUGACACUUUCACUCCAAGGCCUGUUCUAUGCAGAAACAACAUGCUGGCUGAAGUGGUGGAGAAACUGAAGAAGAAGACUGAAGUCCAAGCUGCUUCUCCUGCUCACUGUUACGCUGGACCUGGAGAUGUGGAGUGUGAUUUCUGCACCGGGAGAAAACACAAAGCCGUCAAGUCCUGUCUGAUGUGUGUGGCUUCUCUUUGUGAAACUCACCUGAAACCUCAUCUUGAAAUUCCGGCUUUAAAAAAGCACAAGUUAGUCGAAGCUUCUGGAAAUCUACAAGAGAAGAUCUGCUCUGAACAUGAUAAAGCGCUGGAGAUCUGCUGUCGUACUGACCAAAGAUGUAUUUGCUCUUUGUGCAUGUUGGAUAAACAUAAAGGCCACAACAUUGUCUCAGUUAAAGCUUACAGAACUGAAAAAGAGAGUGAGUUAAAGGAGGAUCAGAUGAAAUUCCAGCAGAGAAUCCAGGAGAAGCAGAAGAAGGUGCAGGAGCUGAAACAGACUGUGAACACUAUAAAGCUCAGUGCACAGACAGCAGUAGAUGACAGUGAGAGGAUCUUUACUGAGAUGAUCAGCUCCAUGGAGAAAAAGCGCUCGGAGGUGACGGAGCUGAUCAGAGCUCAGGAGAAGGCUGAACUGAGUCGAGCUGAACGACUCCUGGAUCAACUGGAGCAGGAGAUUGCUGAUCUUCAGAGGAGAGUCACUGAGCUGGAGCAGCUUUCACACACACAUGAUCACAUCCAUUUCCUCCAGGCUUUAGCUUCUGGAUGUCAGUCUCCUCCAAUUAUCAGACCCAGUUUUGACACAUCCAGCAUCUCUGUCCCUCAACAUCUGUCAUUUGAUGGAGUGAGGAAUUCUCUCUCAGAUCUGAAGAAGAGACUGGAGGAAUUCUGUGAGGAGGAAUUCAACAAAAUCCCUCCACAUGGUAAGAGGAGCUGCUCCUGCUGGAGAAACACAAUGAUGGACAGACACAGAGCAGAGAAGACAGUUCAGAUCAUUUCACCACCAGAGCCACAGAGCAGAGAAGAGUUUCUGAAAUAUUUCUGUUAUUUGAAGCUGGAUCCCAACACGACACAUCCUAACCUCAUUCUGUCUGAGAAGAACAGAGUGGUGAGAGUCAGUAAGACUGAGCAGUCAUACUCUGAUCAUCCAGAGAGAUUUGAUUCAAUCUGGCAGGUGUUGAGUAAGGAGAGUGUGUGUGGACGCUGUUACUGGGAGGUGGAGUGGAGUCGUGAUGAUGUCUAUAUUUCAGUUUCAUAUAAAGACAUCAGCAGGAAAAGAUGUGGUAAGGAGUGUGAGUUUGGACUCAACAAUCAGUCCUGGAGUCUGGAGUGUUCUAAUAAAUCAUUUCUUUCCAUCUUUCACAACAACAUUCAGACUGGUCUCAGAGUUCCAUCAUCCUCCAGAAUAGGAGUUUAUGUGGAUCACAGUGCAGGAACUCUGUCCUUCUACAGCGUCUCUGACACCAUGAAGCUCCUCCACAGAGUCCACACCACAUUCACUCAGCCUCUACAUGCUGGGUUCAGGCCCUACAGGGGAUUUGGUUCUACUGUGAGACUGUGUGAUCCAAAAUAA
Molecule: messenger RNA, 3156 nt
Organism: Hemibagrus wyckioides
Lineage: Eukaryota; Metazoa; Chordata; Actinopteri; Siluriformes; Bagridae
Exons: 15
Coding region: 1-3156 (1051 amino acids)
Molecular function (GO): zinc ion binding; protein binding
Source: RefSeq, a predicted model, not a curated record